Penicillium samsonianum is the source of this 249-nucleotide messenger RNA. RefSeq lists its product as uncharacterized. The transcript has a single exon. Gene Ontology annotation, biological process: protein phosphorylation. Lineage: Eukaryota; Fungi; Ascomycota; Eurotiomycetes; Eurotiales; Aspergillaceae. The coding region runs from base 1 to 249 and encodes 82 amino acids. Gene Ontology annotation, molecular function: protein kinase activity; ATP binding. The record is from RefSeq and is a predicted model, not a curated record.
AUGGAGCUGACGCAACGGCUUCGCCGCGAGAUUUACAAAUCGAACAAGGAAAUAAAAGCCCUCGGGAUAAUACAUGAAGACCUCAGGCGAGAUAAUGUCCUUUGGAGUGAAGAGCUCGGGCGUGCUUUAAUCAUCGACUUUCACCGUUCUACUCUGAGAUGCCGACCGGCUAAGCAGCGACCGGGGGCCGCAAAACGACGACUAUGUCGAGCGGAGGCAGGAGAUGCAAAACGUCUUCGGGUUUCGUGA